AUAUCAACUCACCCAAAACGACGCGUACCAAACGGGAGAAAAAGUCAAGACUCGAAAUCAAUCCAAACAAAGCCUAAUAAUAUUCUUCCCUUCUUUCCUCACUCGUCGUCUGUCUUCCUCUGCUUCCUAACAAAAAUCCCCAAUUCCACUCUUCUAAAUCCCCAAUCAAACACGAUCUCGAAACCCUAAUUCGAUCCCAUAAACAAAAGAACAACAAAAAGAUCGAUCGAUGUGGGCUGCUUCGUGCCUUGCGUCAUGCUGCGCGGCCUGCGCAUGCGACGCUUGCAGGACCGUCGUUUCGGGGAUCAGCCGUCGUUCAGCCAGGAUCGCUUACUGCGGUCUCUUCGCUCUCUCUCUCGUCGUUGCUUGGAUCCUCCGCGAAGUCGCUGCUCCUCUCAUGGAGUCUAUCCCCUGGAUUAAUCAUUUCAAACAAACUCCGAGCCGUGAGUGGUUUGAGACUGACGCAGUUCUUCGUGUUAGCUUGGGAAAUUUUCUAUUUUUCACUAUUCUGGCUACUCUAAUGAUUGGUGUCAAAACUCAGAAGGAUCCUCGUGAUGGCUUGCACCAUGGGGGUUGGAUGAUGAAAAUCAUCUGUUGGUGCCUUAUGGUUAUCUUUAUGUUCUUCCUUCCAAACGAGAUCAUCAGCUUUUAUGAAACAAUAUCAAAGUUUGGUUCGGGUAUGUUUCUUCUUGUUCAAGUUGUGCUCUUGUUGGAUUUUGUUCAUGGAUGGAAUGACAAAUGGGUUGGAUUUGAUGAACAAUUCUGGUAUGUUGCUUUAUUUGUUGUUUCGCUUGUUUGCUAUGUGGCCACAUUUGUGUUCUCGGGAGUUCUCUUUCACUUCUUCACGCCAUCUGGGCAAGACUGUGGAAUCAAUAUCUUUUUUAUUUCUAUGACCUUGAUGCUUGCAUUUAUUUUUGCCAUAGUAGCUUUGCAUCCUUCAGUUAAUGGAAGUGUUUUGCCUGCUUCGGUAAUAUCAUUAUAUUGCACUUAUCUGUGCUAUAGUGCACUGGCUAGUGAACCCAGAGAUUACGAGUGCAAUGGUCUUCACAAACACUCAAAAGCUGUUUCCACUGGCACUCUUACUUUGGGAUUAGUCACAACAGUUCUAUCAGUUGUGUAUUCUGCUGUGCGUGCUGGAUCUUCCGCCACAGUGCUUUCUCCACCAAGCUCUCCUCGUGCCGGGAAGCCUUUGCUUCCUUUGGAUGUUAAGGAGGAAGAAAGUAAUGAGAAAGCAAAGCCAGUUACAUAUUCAUAUGCCUUCUUCCACUUGAUUUUCUCUCUUGCUAGCAUGUAUUCUGCAAUGCUUCUGACAGGUUGGUCUACCUCUGUUGGAGAGAGUGGUAAGUUGGUUGACGUGGGGUGGCCUUCAGUUUGGGUUCGGAUUGUCACUUGCUGGGCAACUGCCCUGCUAUACUUAUGGUCUCUUGUAGCUCCUAUCAUGUUCCCAGAGAGGGAGUUUUGAGUGCUUUGCACCUCAAUUUCUCAUGCCUGAGGAAUAUUGUGUGUAACCUGUGACUUUUAUGUAUUCGGUUGCAGUUUUGCUGGCUGCAUAUAUUAUGAUAAAUGAUAUGCAUCUAUAUCCACAUCCACAUAUACAGUAAAAAAGUGUUAUGAAUAUGACAAUUCCAAUUGCCAUGUUUUCAAUUGUAUAGUGAGAUUUGUACCCUAAAUAAAUAUGUUUGCAUCUUCUAUAUCA
Messenger RNA from Cicer arietinum (chickpea), 1696 nucleotides. RefSeq lists its product as uncharacterized. Gene Ontology annotation, cellular component: membrane. The record is from RefSeq and is a predicted model, not a curated record. NCBI's taxonomy places the organism in Eukaryota, Viridiplantae, Streptophyta, Magnoliopsida, Fabales, Fabaceae.